Molecule: messenger RNA, 2529 nt
Organism: Tuber melanosporum (Perigord truffle)
Lineage: Eukaryota; Fungi; Ascomycota; Pezizomycetes; Pezizales; Tuberaceae
Exons: 5
Coding region: 25-906 (293 amino acids)
Source: RefSeq, a predicted model, not a curated record
CAGAGGCUCACCUAUCCACAGCUAAUGUCCGACCCUCCCCCGCAGCCCGAACCACCCCGGCCCCCUCGAGUCUGGCUGAUAACCUCCGGCUCGAACCCCCUCGGGCACGCAAUUGCGCUCGCCGCGCUCCAAGCCGGAGAAUCCGUCGCAGCAGGCUGCACGCGCGAGGAAAUCCACGCCAACGAUGGACCCAUACGAGAGCUAAAGUUGAGCGGCGGCGACAGGUUCGCCGUGCUCGAACUGGACACCAGGAAUAUCGCGCUCUGCCAGAGCGCACUCGCGGAAACGGUGCAGACUUUCCAGAGGGUGGAUGUUGUUUUGAAUUGCUCUUCUCGCUCGUAUAUUGGGACUUUGGAGGAGUUGCCGCAUACCCACAUUUUGGCACAGUUCGAAGUGGCCUAUUUUGGUCCUGUGAAUAUGAUGCGCUCUGCUGUGCCGUUUUUGAGGAGGCAGAGGGGUGGGCAUAUUGUGAAUGUCACGGGUCUCACGGGACAUAUGGGGACGCCUGGGCUGUCCGUUAGGUGUGCUGGGGAUCAUGCGGUUGAGGGGUUUAGUGAUGCACUUGCGUACGAGAUCGCCCCGUUUAAUAUCAAGGUUACCAUUGUGCAGCCUCCGCUUGAGGUCAACGUGCUCUCCUCACGCAUCCAUCUGACCCCCACCCAGGAAGAGGGCUACACAACCUUUGAGUCGCUUUCUAGAAUUGUGAAGGCUGUGCCGCCGCCGAAGGAAGUGCUGGAAGAGACUGUCUCAAUAGUCAUGCACAUCGCAGCAUUGGAGAAUCCUCCCGGGAGAAUUGUUGUCGGCGCUGAAGGGAUUGAGCAGGUUAAGGAUCGAUUGAAGAUUGUUAGUGAAGAAUUGGAGGAGUUUCUGGGCGCUAGUUUAGGAGCGGAUACUCCAAAGGAAUAGGGAUCGUGAAACAUUAUUUUCAGCGGGAGCUGAUCCUUUUAUCAUGUUCCGCUUAGUAGUUAGGAUCCUGAUCUUUGGUAUUUCGUUGUGUACUCGAGUAUAGAAUAUACAUGUAUGAGGGCCAACGCUUGACGGAAAUGUAAUCCAAAACUAAUUUAGUGCUCUGUUUCGCUGUUUUUAACUUAUAUCUCAACUCGAAAUUUCGACGCCUCCAUGCCCAGCUUAUGAUAUUAACUCUAAAUUGGAGCCGAGGUGAAUUACAAGCAUAAGUUAAUGUAUCAUAGGGAUUACCGGCUCGUCUUAUGUCCUAACCUGGGUCCAGAAGAUAAAACUUGGGGUGUCCUAACCGUGGGGUCUAGACUCGCGCCCUCGUUGCGUUUAUGGAAUUACCGUUUUAGGGAACAACGCGAAAACGCGCCCUCUAGCAUUUACCAGCCCUCCCCUCUCCUUCGCAACCACCACCCCCUCCCCAAUGUCAUCCUCCCUUCCCUAAACCCACUACAAGUACUCGUACAGUGCCAACUGUUCACGAGUACCAAAAUCAGCGCAUCGUUAUUACCGCAUUCUUCAUUUUUACUCGAUCCUCUCACAAUCCCCAUGUACCAGUCCUCCUCCCAACUAUCUGUAUUAUAAACACUUUACGCGAAAGUCUUCAGAAUGGACAUCUGGACCGGGAGUAUCUCUCUCGAUUCCACCACUCCACCACUUGAAGGCCUUCGACUAUCUACACCCUCAACAUCUACCCCUCCCCCAUCGGUGAUCAGUCACCUGACAAAGAGUAUCUCCUCAUCGACCCUGUCGUUAAUAUCCCUGAUCGAUCCGACCCGAAUCCCACUCUUCCUUGCUGCGGGUCCUUCAUUAGAAUUGACGACUACAUCUCCAACAACAGAGCUCUACUUCCGUCAAUUGUUUCUUUCCAAACUCCCGCUCUCGACCUCCUCAUCAUGCGCCGAGCAAUCCCGCGUAGCGCUCCUAGUGAGCGUGUCUAACCCAUCAGAGCGCACUCCAGGGGAUUGGCAAAUCACCGAAUUAGCAAUCUACGGAGCCAUCAGCCAACCUUCAGCUCUAGAGUUGGACGCCGCAACACCACCGCACUCCUCCCCUCCACUCGAAGAUCAAAGCUCCGCCCUAACCACCGUCACCCCCCCCUCCAACCUCCAAAAAAUAGUGACCGUCCACGCUCUACCUUUAUCUUCUAACCAUGCCUUCCCAACAUUCCCCCCAAAGAUCAAGCAGGAGAAAACCUUCGCGAUCCGAGAGGACGCCGCUUCCUUCAUAGCGCCAAACCCGCAAGACGUCAUCAACCCGUCAACGUCCAGCAAGAAGCGCGGAGCAGACGUCAUAGACAGCAUAGUCGAAAAACGCAAGCGCGCCAAAGCCCGACAGCAAUCCGCCCGAGCCCCUCCCCCACUGACGCUCCUGGGCUCGAGGGCGCUUAACCGCAUACCGUCCCUCGAGCCCCGCAGCGCGGGAAUCAAGAACGAACGCUCGCCUUCUCCCAUUGGAUUGAAGCUCCGAAGGUCUUCGGGUGGUGGGACACCAGGAGUGGUACUCGGACCCCUAUCAGCAUUCAAGCGCGAAGGGACGGAAAGUCGGCCGUCCACCGCUAUCAAGAGGGAGGGC